CAAACCGUACAAACAAAUACAAACAAUAACACAGUUAAAAUAUAACCGACCUUAUCAUUGUUGUUAUCUCUAUGUACAUUUUAUAGAUACAUAAAUAGUUACAAAACUUUAUAUUUAUUUGGUUUUCGCCAGUAGUUAUUUGUCGGUAACAUUGUUUGUCAAAUUUAACAUUUAUGAAAUAAGUAACCAAUAUUUAUUGGCUUUUUAUUAACAUUCUUCUAUUUAUAGACGAAAUAACUAGUCAAUUGUCACACCAAAUGUUAUUAAUUUACAAAUGUGUUGUUAAAUGUUAAAGUUCGUGUAACAUUCUGAUAAGAAAUGUAUGACAAUAAUCUACUUUUACUUUCAUUAAUAUUCUUAACUUUUAUAACAAACUGCACACCAAGUAAACCAAUUGUUAUAACAACUUGGACUUUCGUUAAUGCUACAGUGGCUGCUUGGGAAGUACUAAAGGAUGGUGGGAUAGCUCUGGAUGCUAUACAAAAAGGUGCUUCAGUAUGUGAAGAGCAACAAUGUGAUGGCACUGUGGGCUAUGGUGGAAGUCCAGAUGAAGAUGGUGAGACUACAUUGGAUGCCCUAUUAAUGGAUGGGAGUACAAUGAAUGUGGGUGCUGUUGGUGCAUUGCGCAGGAUAAAGAAUGCAGUUGGUGUUGCUAGACAUGUUUUGGACAAUACAAAACACUCAAUACUGGUUGGAAGUCAAGCUACACAGUUUGCUUUGCAAAUGGGAUUUCAUGAGGAGUCCCUCACUACCCCAGAAUCUAAAAAGCUUUGGUCUACAUGGGCUAAUGAAAAUAAUUGCCAACCAAACUUUUGGAUGAAUGUCAAACCCAAUCCUAACAAAUACUGUGGACCAUAUCAUAAUCACAUGUCUAAAGAAAGAAUAAAAUAUAUGGAAGUGGAUAGAUACAAUCAUGACACUAUUGGCAUGGUGGCAAUAGAUAAUAAUGGAGAUAUAGCUGCAGGGACAUCAACAAAUGGAGCCAAAUUUAAAAUACCUGGAAGAGUAGGUGACUCGCCAAUACCAGGAUCUGGCGCUUAUGCUGAUAAUGAAGUAGGAGCAGCAACUGCUACAGGAGAUGGGGAUAUUAUGUUAAGGUUUUUGCCCAGUUUUCUAGCUGUGGAAGAAAUGCGUCGUGGAUCAUCACCAACAGAAGCUGCACAAACUGCAAUUAGGAGGAUAGAAAAAUAUUACCCAGAAUUUAUGGGAGCUGUAGUAGCAUUGAAUAAGGAUGGGGAAUAUGGGGCAGCAUGUCAUGGUUUAGAAGGAUUGCCAUUCCCUUUUGUUGUAUAUGAUAAUUCUCAUGCCAAGUAUAAAGUACAUACUGUGAACUGUGUCUAAAUAAAUAUGAUGUCAAUAAAA
Messenger RNA from Papilio polytes (common Mormon), 1362 nucleotides. Its product is annotated as N(4)-(Beta-N-acetylglucosaminyl)-L-asparaginase. Lineage: Eukaryota; Metazoa; Arthropoda; Insecta; Lepidoptera; Papilionidae. The transcript is spliced from 6 exons. Bases 319 to 1341 code for a protein of 340 amino acids. Gene Ontology annotation, biological process: protein deglycosylation. Gene Ontology annotation, cellular component: lysosome. The record is from RefSeq and is a predicted model, not a curated record. Gene Ontology annotation, molecular function: N4-(beta-N-acetylglucosaminyl)-L-asparaginase activity.